Syzygium oleosum is the source of this 5404-nucleotide messenger RNA. RefSeq lists its product as uncharacterized. The record is from RefSeq and is a predicted model, not a curated record. Gene Ontology annotation, biological process: cell surface receptor signaling pathway. The coding region runs from base 50 to 4159 and encodes 1369 amino acids. The transcript has 9 exons. Gene Ontology annotation, molecular function: ADP binding; protein binding. Lineage: Eukaryota; Viridiplantae; Streptophyta; Magnoliopsida; Myrtales; Myrtaceae.
UGUUAUCAGUCCCAAUCGCGGUCACUGACCGCCGUUGCGAGCUCCGGGAAUGGCUUCGCCGGAGGAGGAGCGAAUCGAGGACCAGCUGUCGGCCCUGAUCCUGCUGUCGGAGCGAGUUCGCUCGGCGGUGGACGAGGCCGAGUCGUUCAAGAACGAGUGCUCCGAGCUGGGCAGGCAGGCCGACCGCAUCUCCCAGAUGCUCCGCACCCUCGCCCGCUUCACCACCUCCUCUCGGUCCCUCUACGAGCGCCCCAUCCGCCGCGUCGCCCCCGAGGUCUCCAGGAACCUGGAGCGAGCCCUAGCCCUAGCUCGCAAGUGCAAGCACGGCAACAUCCUCCGCCGCGUCGUCACCAUGACCAGUGCUGCCGAUUUUGAGAAGAUCACGAGCCUCCUCGAUGCUUCCAUCGGGGACAUGAAGUGGCUGCUCAGUAUCUUCAAUUCCGACGGUGGGGGUGGUAUUGAGCUCUCGCUGCCUCCGAUUGCGAGCAAUGAUCCGAUCCAGUCUUGGGUUUGGUCCUUCAUCGCCUUGCUUCAGAUGGGGCCCUUGCCUGAUCAAAUUGAGGCUGCGAAUGAGUUGGCUUCGCUCGCGCGCGACAAUGACAGGAACAAGACGAUGAUCGUGGAGGAAGGCGGCGUGCCUCCGCUGCUCAAGCUCCUAAAGGAGGGCUCGUCUCCCGAUGCUCAAAAAGCCGCCACGACUGUGCUCCAAUACUUGGCCAAUGAUCAAGCGCGACUGCAGGCGAUUGUGAAUGAACUCGGGCUUGAGACUAUUCUGCAAAUCCUUCCUUCGCUAUCUGAAGUGCGGACGAUAAUUGAAGACCGGCAGUCACAGCCGCCGCCUGACCAGAUCAUCAAACCGAAUGAUGAUUUGUCUAAAAGGACACGGAAUCUGCCCGAUGGAGGGGUGUUGGAAGUUUCUGACAGAGUCUAUGUGUUCAAUUACUGUCUUACCUGGGAUUGGUGUUUUUUUGGCCAAAUCACAACGGAUUGGUUGAAGGAUGACGGAUAUAAGUUUUACAUGAGAGGCAUAGUUGCAAAACUCCAAGAGCAAUUUUCUGCAGCCUGUUUGAUGGUGCUUAAUUUCGGAGAGCAAGAUAACCAAAGCCAAAUGGCUGAAGUGUUGUCUGAAUAUGGUAUAACUGUCAUGGAACUCCCUCAAAAUUAUGGAGGUUGCCCUAUACCGAGAGUGGAGAUUAUCCACAACUUCUUGAGAUCUGCUGAUGAAUGGUUGUCAUCUGAUACGCAACAGAACGUGCUGUUGAUGCAUUGUGAAAAGGGUGCAUGGCCAGUUUUGGCGUUCAUGUUGGCUUCUCUUUUGUUAUAUAGGAAGAAGCAGGAUGGGGAGCAGAAAACACUCGACAUGAUUUACAAGAAAGCGCCCCUUGAACUGUUGCAGCUGACAUCAACACUGAAUCCGUUACCUUCCCAGCUGAGAUACCUCCACUAUGUUUCCACAAAGAGUGCUGGUUUAGAUUGGCCUCCACCAGAUAAGGCGCUUGUGAUAAAAAGUGUUUUACUAAGUUCCAUUGUUAAUUUGGAUGCUGAAGGGGGAUGUCGUCCUAUUGUUAAGAUACUGGGACGGGACCCCUUUAUGGUUACUGAUCAAACUGCCAAAGUUUUGUUCUCAACACCCAGAAGGAGGGAACAUGUUAGGCAUUACAAACAGGCAGAUGGUGAGACAGUUAAAUUGGACAUCCAUUGUAAUGUUCAAGGCGAUGUUGUGCUGGAGUGUAUCAGUUUGGAUGCUAAUCUUGAACAUGGAGAAUCAAUGUUUCGUGCAAUGUUUAAUACUGCAUUUAUAUCGGAUAAUGUUCUAAAGCUUGAGUUUGAUGGUAUGGAUGUCCUGUGGGAUCGCAAGGAUCAAUAUCCUAAGGAAUUUAUGGCAGAGAUUGUUUUCUCGCAAGUGGAUGCUGCUACUUCGCUUGUAAUGGUUGAUUUGUCCAGUGAUGAGGAGGAAAAGGAAAACCGGAAAGAGAAAAGCAUGAGGAAGAUUGAAGCCGAGGAACUACUUGCUGAAGGGCGAGCAGUCCACUCUAUAACACUAUCUUAUGAUGCUAAAACAAGUUCUGAAGAGAAUGAAGUUCCUGAAUUGCCAGUACAGACCAAUACUGAGUCCACAGUGGUUGGAAAUGUUGCUCGUAAAACAGGUGAGAACACGCAAUCACUGAGGUGGGAAGUAAUAGCAGCUGUGACCGGAACAAACAUGGAGGUCGCUUCUGUCGGUGACUCAGCAUCCUCACCGGCUGUCGAUAAUGGCAGUGUAGAAGCUAAUGCUGUAGGCGUCUCCAACUCGGUGCAAAUCCCUGAUAUGACGCUGCCGAAACAGGAAGAACUAUACCAGCAGGAUGGCUCACCAUCAUCAACCUCCAUGUCAUCUGGAUAUGACUACGAUGUCUUCCUGAGUUUUAGGGGGCCAGAUACUCGCUCGGGCAUUACAAAUUUCCUCUAUACCAGGUUGUUAGGUGCUAGAAUCCACACAUUUAAGGAUGAUGAAGAGCUCCGAAUUGGAGAGGAGUUUGGUCCUGAGUUGCUCAAAGCUAUCAGCCAAUCAAAAAUUGCAAUUCCCAUCUUUUCCAAGGGCUACGCCUAUAGUAAAUGGUGCCUUAAGGAGUUGGUCCAAAUGGUGGAGUGUAGUAAAACGAGGAGACAGAAGGUUAAGCCCAUUUUUUAUGACAUUACCCCGGCGGAGGUCCGUCAUCAAAUUGGGUCUUAUGAAGAAGCAUUUCUUUCGCAUAAGGAGAAAUUCGGUGCGAACGUCAACAAGUGGAAAGCUGCUCUCAACCACGUUGCCAAUCUAAAUGGAUGGGACAAUUCGAAGAAGAAUAGAGGUGAAGGAGAACUGGUAGACGAGAUUGUCCAGGAGGUUAUAGAUGAGUUAAAAACGGCUUAUCUGCUGGUGACAGACUGCUUGGUCGGAGUUGAAAAUCAUGUGAAGGAAAUCGAUACGAUGAUGUGUGGUGAUUCGGAGGAUAUAAGAAUUCUCGGAAUCCAUGGUAUGGGGGGUGUCGGAAAGACUACUCUUGCCAAAAUCAUCUAUAACCGGCUGUCACAUCAAUUUGAAGCUUGUUGCUUCCUUUCUAACAUCAGGGAGACUUCAGAGCUAAAGGGCAUGGAAGGUUUGCAGAAUCAACUAAUCUCUGACAUUCUCAAAAAAAAGUGGUCAAACAUUAGCAAUGUUGAGGAAGGAAUUAAGAUAAUAAAUGAAAGGUUAUGCGGUAAAAAGGUUCUGCUGCUACUUGAUGAUGUUGAUCAAAUGACUCAUUGGGAUGCACUGAUUGGAAAACCUGCAUGGUUCGGUUUAGGAAGUAGGGUUAUCAUAACUAGUAGAAACAGGGAUAUUAUCGAUGUUCCUGAGGCUUGUUAUCCAUACGAGCUUAUGAGCAUGAACUUCAAUCAAUCUCUUCAACUUUUUUGCAAACAUGCUUUUGGAAGAGAUUACCCUUCGGAUGAUUGUAUUGCUUUCUCCACAGAAGUGGUCAAAAGUACGGGGGGUCUUCCCCUCGCUCUUGAGGCUAUAGGUAAACUACUUCCACGCAGAAGAAAAGAUGUUUGGGAUGUGAUAUUAAAGAAGUUGAAACAAGUUCCUCUCAAUGAGGUAAAAAGAAAUUUGAAAAUAAGUUAUGAUGCCUUGGAUGAUUGGCAAAAGCAUAUCUUUCUUGAUAUAGCUUGUCUUUUCACUGGAUUUGAUCAUAGGACAGUGCUCCAUUUGUGGAAAGAUUGCAAUCUCUUCCCAGAGGAAGGUCUCGAGGUCCUUCAGAGAAUGUCUUUGAUAAAAAUUGGUGAAGACAAUAAGCUAUGGAUGCAUGAUCAGCUAAGAGGCCUUGGUAGAGACAUUGUCCGUCGAGAAUGUGAUAAGGAGCGAAAGAAAAAGACUCGGUUGUGGAACCAUGCGGAAGGUUUGGACGUGGUGAUGGAAACGAAGGGAACAAAAAAAGUUAAAGCUCUUUGUCGAAAAUUUGACGCUCAGUUGCUCUACAAUUUUGCAAACGAAGAAGUUGAGAGGCUAUCUAAUCUAAGAUAUGCUAAAGUGCGGGUUUUCCAGGAUAACUGGCCUUCCAAUGAUAGAGUAUGUGGAAAUUCGACGUGUUUGAUACUGAGUAAGAUAGGCAUUUGUGUUUGUCAGCUAGGUAGACAAUUCUUUUUGCCGUCCCUUCAAUAGUGAAAAUAAAAAGACAUACAAUGUACACAUUGUAUCUAAACAAGAGUUGAUUAGGUCAUCCUAUUGUCAUGAAUUAAAUGGAGUUUUACCGAGUACAAUCGACCAACAUCAACAUCUCUUGUCAACAUGUCAAUACUCAUUGUGCGCACUUGAUAUUGUUAUCUUCUGGAAAGCUAUCACCCUUGAUGAAACCCAACGGCAUCAGUGAAUGUUGAGUAUGGGGCUUGGGGACAGCCUUUGUUGAGCAUUGGGCAAGAACGAGAGCCUCCUUUGUCGUCACUCCGCUCCCGUCAUUUCGAGUCAACUUGCAGCUGAAGACCUUGUUCAAACUCUGCGACCAGUCGCUGCCACCAUCCUCGUCGUCCUUGGCACUGCCGUCAUAAAGCAAUUCACUUUUGUCACCACGGAAAUUGGGUCGAGUGUGGCCGGCUGUGAUCGUUGUCAUGUUGUGGCUCUUCUAGGUGCUAGAUGUCCGCAUGUCCACCACUAAAGGAAGCAGGGGAAGUAGAGGAAACACUAUAAUCUGAUCUCAUCUCUGUGCCUAGAUGCUGUUUGACGAAAUUCCCCAGCCACAUGCGCAGUUCCAGCAUAUCCAUAUCUGGCGGUUAGUCUUUGACCUCAUCCAAGUGAUUAUGGUGGUGCUGGUAUGGAGCUCGAAGUGGCGAGGGGUGGCAGAUGAAGACGUAGGCGCACACACGAGCAACGGGGAGAGAGAAGAGAGGAGGAGACCUCUGUCCUGAAAAUGUAGGAACAGAGAACGACCCCCUUUUACUACUGGUGAGUAUGGACAGCUCAACGUACGUCGUUCACACAAAUCCUUCCUGUCAAAAGAUUUUUCAGGAUCCCCUGCAUUAUCAUCGUGGGAGGUAUAGUAAUUGCAUGUCCUGAGUGAGGAAAUAUGCUCUGAUACUUAACGGGACACAAAAGAUGAAAAAUUUACUUUGAUAAGUUGUGCUUAUUUUAAAUUGUGUGAUGAUGCCUCGCUAUCCAAGCACAUUAUCAUCAUCCCUAGCUAAGCAGCCGCGAUCGAUGAAGAGGAUGGCCGCAACACAACCAUGCUUAACUCUGACCGGAUCGCCAUGGAGGCCAGCUUCAGCCACAGAAGUUGAGUUAAAGCACGUAAUGAAUCUGGUAAUUUAUUUCAUCGUGAUUAGCGAUAUUUGGUGUUGGCCUUGCUCAGGCAACCCCGAGUUUUCAUCAAUUAAAUCAAGUACAGUGGACAUAACAAGUUGGUUUGGAAUUGAA